Silurus meridionalis is the source of this 2637-nucleotide messenger RNA. RefSeq names its product 25-hydroxyvitamin D-1 alpha hydroxylase, mitochondrial (gene cyp27b1). Lineage: Eukaryota; Metazoa; Chordata; Actinopteri; Siluriformes; Siluridae. Gene Ontology annotation, biological process: C21-steroid hormone biosynthetic process; cellular response to peptide hormone stimulus; cortisol metabolic process. The record is from RefSeq and is a predicted model, not a curated record. Gene Ontology annotation, molecular function: oxidoreductase activity, acting on paired donors, with incorporation or reduction of molecular oxygen; heme binding; monooxygenase activity. Gene Ontology annotation, cellular component: mitochondrial inner membrane.
UGUGUGUAUAUUAAUUCAGAAGUUCAGGUAAUUUGGCAGUUUAGUAGUUUGGGUGUUAAUUCAUGUUUCUUUCUAAUUUGAAUUUUUUAGUAUUGAGUUCAGUAGAAAUCCCACAUCGUGCUCAGAAUUCAGGGGUUUGUCAGAGUCCUGUGUUCUGAUUGGCCACACCCUUAGGACAGCCACGCCCCUUUCUGUCAGUGAUUGGUGGUUGUGUGUGUCUGUGUGUGUUAUAAAUACAGAGUAGGAGUGUGUGGGGAUACACUCAUUCCUUCAGAGGCAGAGUGUGUGUGUAAGUGUGUGUGUAUGUAGUGUGUUUGAAGAUGCUGCAGCAGGUGAUGCGCGUGUCAUGGAGGGGUGUGUCCUCAAUGAUUAAGUGGGCGGAGCCUGUGACAGGGGUGAGAACUUUGGAUCAGAUGCCUGGACCAUCAGCCAUAAGGUUCAUCUGGGAUCUGCUAGCAAACCGUGGACUAUCCAGAUUGCAUGAAAUGCAGCUGGAUGGUCGGCGGCGGUUCGGUUCAAUGUGGAAGGCGAGUUUUGGUCCGGUUCUGACGGUUCAUGUUGCAGAACCAGAGAUGAUCGAGCAAGUGCUCAGACAGGAAGGAAACACACCAAUGAGAUCUGACAUUUCCUCCUGGAAGGACUACAGGAGACACAGAGGACAUGGAUACGGCCUUCUGACCUCUGAGGGGGAGGAGUGGCAGAAAGUUCGCAGUCUUCUCGCUAAACACAUGCUGCGUCCCAAAUCAGUGGAAGCGUACGACAGCACACUGAACUCGGUAGUGAGCGACCUGAUCACCAAACUCACACUGCACAAACAACAACAUCCUCACGGAGUCAUCAGAGACAUCGCUGCUGAGUUCUACCGCUUCGGCCUGGAGGGUAUUUCCUCUGUACUGUUCGAGUCCAGGAUCGGGUUUGACGCGGUGGUUCCCAUGGAGACAGAGCGUUUUAUCCAGUCCAUAAACAAGAUGUUUGUGAUGACGCUGCUCACCAUGGCGAUGCCGGCGUGGCUCCAUCGGCUCUUCCCCGGGCCGUGGAGAACGUUCUGUCAGUGCUGGGAUUACAUGUUCCACUUCGCUAAAGGUCACAUCGAUAAGCGUCUUAAAGAGGAAGAGGAGAAGCUGGCGCGUGGACAGGAAGUGGAGGGAAGAUAUCUGACUUACUUCCUGUCUCGAGCUGGAAUGCCGAUGAAGUCCGUGUACAGUAACGUGACAGAGCUGCUGCUCGCUGGGGUCGAUACGAUCUCCAGCACACUCUCCUGGUCUCUCUAUGAACUUUCCCAUCAUCCUGAAAUCCAGGAGUCUCUGAGGUCAGAGGUCCUGAAGGUUCUGGGCGACAGAAGAAUCCCGACAGCAGCAGAUGUAGCGAACAUGCCUCUGCUGAAAGCCGUCAUUAAAGAAAUCACCAGGCUGUAUCCUGUAAUUCCCGCUAACGCUCGAGUCAUCACAGAUCGGAAUAUUACAGUCGGUGGUUACCUGAUUCCUAAAAAGACGCUUAUCACUCUGUGUCAUUACGCCACGUCACGUGACCCGGCCCAGUUUUCCGACCCGGACUCGUUUCUGCCCCAGCGGUGGAUCAGACGUGAUGAAGGGAAUCAUCCGUACUCGUCUCUUCCUUUCGGAGUUGGCAAACGCAGCUGCAUCGGACGCAGAAUCGCAGAACUGGAGCUGUACCUGGCACUCAGUCGGAUUUUGCUGCAUUUCACUGUGAAGCCGGAUCCGAGUGGGUGUGAGGUCCGACCCAUGACCCGAACCCUCCUGGUACCGGACCGUGAAAUUAAUCUGCAGUUAAUUGAGCGUUAAGUCUCUGUAGAGACAAUGCUGUAGAAAGUGUGUGUUGCAGUCCAGCACUGUGUGUGUGUGUGUGUGUGUGUGUGUGUGUGGGUGUGUGGGUGGGUGUUCACACACUGCUUUUUACAAGCAUAUUUCUGUCUUGUGUUCUGGAGGAGGAUCUGAACAGGAACUAAAGGAGGCACUUGGGUGUAGAUGAACAUCCCUGUGUCAUGUGGACACGUCCCUGUAGUGGUCCUCUGAGUUCCUCCAAGUUCCUCUGAGUGGUGUACAGCAGUGAUGUGAUCCUGGUGUCUGAUGACUUUCACAUUUUAAAUUCUACUUGAACACAGUGUGCAUGUUUUCUAUUUCUGCAACUGAAGGUGAUGAGUCUAAAUCACACACGUGACUGAAAUCAGACUGUAAAAUCAGAUGAUGGUCUUCAUGUAGCACUUUAUACUGUACACUGAUCAUGUUCUGGUGCUUUGCACUUACAGCCAUUACACUGUGACUGUAGUGUAGCGGUUGCUAUGGCCACGCUGUAGUGUUACAGUUGUUGCUAUGGUGACGCUGUAAUGUUACUGCUGUCGCUAUGGUGACUAGUGUUACUGUUGUUGCUAUGGUAAUGCUGCAGCGUUACAUUCGUCGCUAGGUGACGCUGUAGUGUUACUGCCGGUGCUAUUAUGAUGCUGUAGUGUUACUGCCGGUGCUAUUAUGACGCUGUAGUGUUACUGCCGUCGCUAUGGUGAUGCUGUAUAAUUGUAGCAUUGUUGUUACUGUACUGUACAUCAGCCGAGCUUUCUUACAAUUUACACUUUGAGUUUUAUUAAUGAAAAUUAAUUUAUGAUUCCAAAAGUUUAAAACAGAA